Molecule: messenger RNA, 588 nt
Organism: Argiope bruennichi
Lineage: Eukaryota; Metazoa; Arthropoda; Arachnida; Araneae; Araneidae
Product: adult-specific rigid cuticular protein 15.7-like
Exons: 3
Coding region: 1-588 (195 amino acids)
Cellular component (GO): chitin-based extracellular matrix
Molecular function (GO): structural constituent of chitin-based larval cuticle
Source: RefSeq, a predicted model, not a curated record
AUGAUCGCUAAGGCACUUCUCCUUUGCGCUGCUGUCGCAGCCGUUCAGGCUUCAGUCAUCCUUAAUACACAUCUUAUCAAUACUGGAGUCAGUACCAGUUCUAGGCAUCAAGAUACAUACGGAAACUACGUUUUCGGUUAUGACAUCAAGGACGGACUCGGUGUCUCCAACUCUCGAUCCGAAGUAGGAGAUGCCCACGGAAACAAGAAGGGAUCCUACACCAUUGCCGACAUUGACGGACGAGCCCGACGAGUUGAUUAUGUUGCUGACGGACACGGAUUCCGAGCUGUCGUCAAGACCAACGAGCCUGGAACAGCUGCCAGCGCCUCGGCAGCCUCCCUAAUCGAUAGUCCUUAUGCCGCACCCGUGGUUAAUCACAUAGCACCAACUUCACCUUCUCUCAUCGGACAUAUUACUGCUCCAUUGGAUGCUGUUGCCCCUGCCGCCAUCGGACAUGUUAUCGCUCCAUUGGCUAUUUCUGCUCCUCUAGCUUACGGUGAUGUCCUCAGUCAUGAAACUGGUCUGGGAUAUGGAGCUAUUAUUGAAAAUAAUUUGGGUCUUGGAAUCGAGAAAGCAGUGAUUUAUUAA